AUGCUGCCGCCGUCGGCUGCGGCGCUCGUCGCGCACCGACGGUUGGGAAACGUCGACGCGAGGAUGGGCGCGGCGUUGGCGGUGGGGACCGCGCUCGGGAGCGCGCUCGGGAGCUCGGUCGCGGUGGAUGCGCCCAGGGGCGCGCUGGAGCUGAUGUUCAUGGGGGGGAUGCUGUUCUUGUCGUACCGCACGUUCAGGACGGUGAGGCGGUAG
This is a messenger RNA of Micromonas pusilla CCMP1545, 213 nucleotides long. RefSeq lists its product as uncharacterized. The record is from RefSeq and is a predicted model, not a curated record. The transcript has a single exon. The coding region runs from base 1 to 213 and encodes 70 amino acids. Lineage: Eukaryota; Viridiplantae; Chlorophyta; Mamiellophyceae; Mamiellales; Mamiellaceae. Gene Ontology annotation, cellular component: membrane.